This is a messenger RNA of Carlito syrichta (Philippine tarsier), 1896 nucleotides long. Its product is annotated as protein max. NCBI's taxonomy places the organism in Eukaryota, Metazoa, Chordata, Mammalia, Primates, Tarsiidae. The transcript is spliced from 3 exons. The record is from RefSeq and is a predicted model, not a curated record. Gene Ontology annotation, biological process: positive regulation of transcription by RNA polymerase II. Gene Ontology annotation, cellular component: RNA polymerase II transcription regulator complex. Gene Ontology annotation, molecular function: DNA-binding transcription factor activity; protein dimerization activity. Bases 157 to 612 code for a protein of 151 amino acids.
UGUUGUGUGUGUGUGUGUGUGAGAGAGUGAGUGAGUGAGUGUGUGUGUGUGUGUGUGUAGGGGGACUCGACUUGCUGUUGUCAGUGACUUCCCCGUCCCCUCCACCCCCUCCCCUCCCCGCCGCCGCUGCAGUGGCCGUUCCCUGGGCCAUAGGAAAUGAGUGAUAAUGAUGACAUCGAAGUGGAGAGCGAUGCUGACAAACGGGCUCAUCAUAAUGCACUGGAACGAAAACGUAGGGACCACAUCAAGGAUAGCUUUCACAGUUUGCGGGACUCGGUCCCAUCACUCCAAGGAGAGAAGGCAUACCGGGCUCAAAUCCUAGACAAAGCCACAGAGUAUAUCCAGUAUAUGAGAAGGAAAAACCACACACACCAGCAGGACAUUGAUGACCUCAAGCAGCAGAACGCUCUUCUGAAGCAGCAAGUCCAUGCACUGGAGAAGGCGAGGUCAAGUGCCCAACUGCAGACCAACUACCCCUCCUCAGACAACAGCCUCUACACCAACACCAAGGGCAGCACCAUCUCUGCCUUCGAUGGGGGCUCGGAUUCCAGCUUGGAGUCAGAGCCGGAAGAGCCCCAGAGUCAGAAGAAGCUUCGGAUGGAGGCCAGCUAAGCGCCCAGGGCUGGCCAGCAAUAAGAACUGUCUCCACAUCCAUCCCCUCAGUUCAUCUGUAGACCCCUCACAGCCAUUUAAGAGACUCUUUUUUUCUCUUUCUCCUUUUAAAAAAUUUUUAUUUUUACGUAGACACUCUUGGACAGCAGCUCUCGUCCUCCUUCCCCACAUCCGCUAUUUUUUUUAACGUAGUCCCUUCAGGGAUUCCCUGUCCCCACCAGGAAUUUUUAAACCAAAACACCCCAACUUGGCAACUUUUUCUGUGGAGGACAGAUGGCUGUCCGGACCUCUGAGCACAUGGAGUCCUGCCCUGCCACCAGCGCCUCCAACCCAGCCGUGCACGUGCCUGGAGGAUACUUGCCCCGCCCGGGCCACCCUGACCGCCCUCACCUCUGUUUGAUAGACUCUGAAUCUGGGAACUUCUCCCCUGGAGACGAUGGCUGGUUUGGGGUAAUCAGAAUGGCGCCUCCUCCUUUUUAAGGACUUUUCUUCUUUUUCUAAAAAGCUAGUUAUCGCUCCUAUUGAAAGACCAGAUCCUUAAAGUGUGUGGUGUGAAGGAAGUAGGAGCAGGUGUGCAGCGCAGUCUCCAGCCCAUCCACUUCUGCCCCUCUCGGGCCGCCGCUUGACCGGCUGUGCCCGCCUAGCAAAGAGCGCAGGCAGGAAAGGCAGCGCGGGUGAGGUGCAGCUGCCCCUGAGUGCUCAGGUGGGGUGGGACCAGGAGGUGUGUUGGGUGGGCGGAGGUUUUGUAUGGAGGGCCAGUGAUGAUGUUUUGGUAUUUAUUUCCUGCUACUGAAAUUUGAAUCUGAGUGAAGUGUCCCUAUUUCUGAUGACAUUGGUAUUGCAAAGCGACAGAUUCCUAAAGUGAUGAUCAGUUCUUUCUCGCCGAGUGUCUUUCUAAGAAAUAGAGCCAACUGAUUUUGUAUGUAAAUACCAAGAACGAUUUACCUGGUACUAAAACCGCACCCCAGUGCGGCCCCUUCCUGUCCUCGCCCUCCUCCCUCCUGUCCUGGAACCUGUCUCCAUCUGUGAUCCAGCCCUGGUUCUGGCUGAGGUCAAGAUCCCAGUGGAGGGUUUUGUGUGUUUAGGCCUCAUUUAUUUGUCUUUUUCCCACUCUGUUCCUGGCAUUUGCUGAUUUCUAGUGUAUACUCUGUAGUCUUAGUCUGUGUUUGAUUCCAUUCCAUGGAAAUAAAAAGUAUGUUGUACAUACUGCCGAAGAAUUGUCUUGCAAGUUAAGGCUUCCCCUUUACUAUAACACUAUAAAUAAAUACUUAUUUUAUCCUUAAA